Phycomyces blakesleeanus NRRL 1555(-) is the source of this 1419-nucleotide messenger RNA. RefSeq lists its product as hypothetical. Gene Ontology annotation, cellular component: nucleus; 90S preribosome. The transcript has 7 exons. Lineage: Eukaryota; Fungi; Mucoromycota; Mucoromycetes; Mucorales; Phycomycetaceae. Bases 1 to 1419 code for a protein of 472 amino acids. Gene Ontology annotation, biological process: maturation of SSU-rRNA. The record is from RefSeq and is a predicted model, not a curated record.
AUGCCUCCCCAAAAGCAUCGCAUUAAAAAUAAUUCAAAUUCACAACAACCUAAUCAAAAGAAAAGCUCUUCCAAAGAGAAUCUUAAUUGGAAGAUCAAUUAUUUGGCUGUCCAGAUUGGAGAAGAUUCUAGACUAAAGUCAGCAAAAAAAGCAGCAACUGUCAAACUUCAACAUCAACAACAAUGGGCUGCUAGUCAGGGAUAUCCUUCAUAUAACAGCGAGAACAAUAAAGUGACCUUGAGACACAUGUUGGAUGAAGCAAGAGGCAAAAAGUUGGAAUUGAAAUUGUUUCAGGCACAAAAGGAAUUGCGCUCUGCUUUAAAAAAAAGCAAGGUUGUAGAAACCCAGAAGCAGCUCAAGAAACUACGUGAUAGUCGUAAACUCGUUGCUGACGCUAGCAAGACUCAAGAGUCCAAUGCUGAAACCAAGUCUGAUGAGGCUCAAUCUGAGGAAGUCAAGUCCGAAGAAACCAAGUCUGAAGAGACCAAAUCUGAAGUGAAACCAAAGAAAGGAAGAGUGGUUACCCCAGAGCUGAUUGCAAAAAUGGAAAAAGAAUUAGAGAUUGUAAAGAACUUGGAUGUCGAUACAUUGGCAGAAAAGACACUUCGAAAUAAGCUUUUGAAACAUUCCAAGCUGAAGCAAUCCGAAUUGUUGGUUUCUGUCGUUAACUCAUACGAGGAAUACAAACCACCGACCGAAACUCCAGAGGAUCCAGUUUCCGUCAAAUUGACUCAAGACAUCGAGACUCGCGUGCUUUCCAACAAAGUCGCCAAAGAUGAGCUCACUAAACUGAUGGUUGAAAUCGAGCUGAUCGUUAUUGGAACACCAUCCCAACUAAAGCCUGGAAAACCAUCAUCAUCAACAGCAACAAAUGGCAAGAGAUUUGCUGAAAACGAACACCUUGAUUCAGAAACCAAGAAAACCAAGAAACAAAAGAGCUCUGUGUCAGAUGGAUCAUCUCUAUUUGUCGAGACAUUGAAAGAAGAUAGUGAGGAUGACGAUGACGAAAGUGAUGAUGAAGAUAAAGACAACAAGGCAAAAUCAAAGUCCAAGGACAAAAAGUCUCUAAAGGGCAAAGACUGGGUUGACACUGACUUUAACAAAUAUUAUGAAAACGAAGAGAAGAAGAACAGACCUGGACAACGGCAAAGAAGAAUUGUGUGGGAACAAAUGUAUGGAAAGACAGCAAAACAUUUGGCUGGCAAACGGAAAGACAACCAAAAAGGUGGAAAGCCAAAGGCAGGCGCAAAACCAAGUAUUUCUGCACCUGCUUCGAAGCCCAAGGAUUCUGGUUUCUUGGAAGAUGAUGAAAUGCAUCCUUCAUGGCAGGCAAAGCGUUUACAGCAAGAGAUGAUGUCAAAGGCUCUCAGUGGAGAGGGCUCUUCAAACAAGAAGAUUGUGUUCGACACAGACGAUUAA